Molecule: messenger RNA, 192 nt
Organism: Penicillium odoratum
Lineage: Eukaryota; Fungi; Ascomycota; Eurotiomycetes; Eurotiales; Aspergillaceae
Exons: 2
Coding region: 1-192 (63 amino acids)
Source: RefSeq, a predicted model, not a curated record
AUGACUGUGACCAAUUCCCAAAAACCCGAGCCAAUCUGGCAGCCAUCGUCUCAUUUCAUCGGAGACGAGUCCCUCUGGCCCUCUAGCGCCAGGGUCUAUGAGGAAGCCAUCCAAACUUACCGGCCGGCAGCAGCAGGCAACCGGCAUCAUGCGAUGUGGAAAGUAUACUGGUGCGGAAUUUCGGAAGCUUAG